AUGGUUCAGCUGAACGAGAUUUGUUUCCAGAAACCAUGGCGUUUAUUUGAUUUCAAAGGGAAGCCAAACUAUAUUGUUCCAUUCGAUGGUCAGUAUGUCUUCAAAUGCAAAUAUCCAAAUAUGUACUUCAUGAAUACGAACCAGAAGAGUGAACUCAAGUUGAAGUGCAAUGGAGCAACGUCGUCUUAUAUGAAUGUUGAAACUGGUGAAACUAACGUGAAAUUAAUGAACUGUAUCAAGGGUGGUUCAACGACCGAUCCGUUCUUCCCCAAUCCGAAUGUUCGUAAUGUUUUCAUUGCGCCUUUAGCUAAAUUUGAUCUGGUUUCGUUGUUAUCACCUAAAUCAGUGUCAGUUUUAUUCACAGUUUUGUUGGAAUAUGCUUUGCAGAUGAACAUGCCGUUCGAUAGAUGGGAAUGGCAUUCAGAUUCAACAGCUUCAUGUGGUCUACCGAAAUUAAGCGAUGAUGACACAAAAACUGUGUUUAGAAAUGAGCUUUGUAAUAACAGUAUGAAUGAGGCGGCUGGAUGCUCGAUUCGAGUCGAUUGUGAGACAGGUAGAUAG
This is a messenger RNA of Anisakis simplex (herring worm), 561 nucleotides long. The record is from the annotation of a GenBank genome assembly. NCBI's taxonomy places the organism in Eukaryota, Metazoa, Nematoda, Chromadorea, Rhabditida, Anisakidae.